Molecule: messenger RNA, 3296 nt
Organism: Mytilus trossulus (common blue mussel)
Lineage: Eukaryota; Metazoa; Mollusca; Bivalvia; Mytilida; Mytilidae
Product: sodium- and chloride-dependent glycine transporter 1-like
Exons: 15
Coding region: 122-1990 (622 amino acids)
Biological process (GO): sodium ion transmembrane transport
Cellular component (GO): plasma membrane
Source: RefSeq, a predicted model, not a curated record
AUUACACCAAACAUGUCAAACAAAAAAUAAAGCACUACACAAUGUAGUUAUGUAUGAAUUAUUGUCUUACUUGUAAACUUUAGUGAUAAGGAUUUUAGCUUGAAAAGUAAUUAAAACUAAAAUGUCAAGUAAUGACAGUUUUAAAGAUACCGAUUCUGUAAUCAUUGAAAAGAUGGAACAACCACCUGUGCCUCAAACAAAAGCUCGUGAUGGUUGGCAAGGAAGAAUGGAUUUUCUCCUGACUUGCAUCGGAUAUGCAGUGGGAUUAGGAAAUAUCUGGAGAUUCCCGUAUCUAUGUUAUAAAAGUGGAGGAGGUGCAUUUUUCAUUCCAUAUAUCAUAUUUCUACUUCUUUGUGGAUUCCCCCUUUUCUUUUUGGAAGUAUCCAUUGGGCAGUUUUCUAGUCUGAGUCCUGUUACUGUAUGGCGAUUCUGUCCAUUGUUCAAAGGUGUUGGAAUGGGUAUGGUUGUAGUUUCAGCAAUUGUUUGUAUCUAUUAUAAUGUAAUAGUUGCCUGGACGAUUUAUUAUUUAUUCAUGUCAUUUAAAAAUGUACUACCAUGGAGUCAUUGUCACAAUUCCUGGAACGAUGAAAGAUGUGUUGAUGGGCUUGAAGAAGUAUUAAAUAUCACAUCAUUGAAUAUAACGAGUGCCAAUCAUACAAAAAUGACAGCCAGUGAACAGUUCUGGGAGAAUCACGUACUUGGUAUUACUGAUGGUAUUGAAGACAGUGGACAUUUAAGAUGGCAGCUCUUUAUUUGUUUGUCUCUAGCAUGGUUAUGUGUGUUCUUAUGCCUGUUCAAGGGUGUAAAAGUUCUUGGAAAGGUGAUGCAUUUUGCUGCUCCUUUUCCAUAUCUUGUUCUAAUAGCGUUAUUAAUUAGAGGCAUACAGCUACCGGGAGCUUUAGAAGGUAUCAAGUUCUACAUUAUUCCUAGAUGGGAGAAAUUAGCAGAUUAUCAAGUAUGGGGAGAUGCUGCCUUACAAAUAUUUUACUCUGUUGGAAUGGCAUGGGGUGGUCUGAUUACGAUGGCCAGUUACAAUAAUUUCCAUAAUAAUGCGUACAGAGACGCUAUGAUAGUUCCCAUUAUCAAUUGUGGUACUAGCAUAUUUGCAGGAUUUGUGAUUUUCUCUGUUUUGGGAUUUAUGGCACAUACCGCGGGUACAACUGUAGACGAAGUUGUUAAACAAGGUCCUGGUCUUGCAUUUGUUGCUUAUCCUGAGGCUGUUGCUAAACUACCUUUCUCGCCACUCUGGGCAGUUUUAUUCUUUCUUAUGUUAUUCACCAUCGGACUUGAUAGCCAGUUCGGAAUGUUUGAGACUGGCAUAAGUUCAUUUAUUGAUGAAUAUCCAAGUUUACUCAGAAGUAAGCGAGUACUUCUGGCUGCAGUUGGGUGUUUCGUUGAGUUUCUUCUUGGAUUACCAUGUAUUACACAGGGAGGAAUAUAUGUUCUACAGAUUAUGGACUGGUAUUGUGCAAGCUUCUCUCUGAUGAUGAUUUCACUUUUAGAAUGUGUUGUAAUUGCAUGGAUUUAUGGAACAGAAAGGUUUUUCAAAGACAUUGAAUUGAUGAUUGGAUAUAAGCCACAUAUAAUCUGGCAUUAUAUGUGGAGAUAUGUAACACCAGCUGUUAUUUUUGGAAUAUGGCUGUUUAGUAUAAUAACAUUGGGUCCAGUGACUUAUGACGGAAAAAGUUAUCCGACUUGGGCGAUAGUGUUGGGAUGGAUAUUAGGACUUUUGGCACUUGUCCCAAUUCCUCUUAUGAUGAUUAUUCAAAUCAUUAACACUGAUGGGGAUACAAUAGUUGAGAGAGUCAAGAAAUUGACAGUACCUGCAAAAAACUGGGGCCCAAGUAAGGAAGAGGAUAGAGAAAGAUAUGUGCAGUCAUUGUCAUAUGAUGAAUCCACAUGUUCUAACAUGAACGGCUAUCCCGUAGAUUGUGAAGUAGCCUUAUUACAACAUAAACAAAAAAUAGAAAUGAAUGGCACACCGUUAUAGAAUAUAAUAAGAAAUACGUGGACAUUCCAAAGGAGAUGUAGCAAGGUUAUGAAAAUAAAUAUGUUGAUGGAUUAAACGAUAUUUAAUUUUAAAUUGGUGUUCCCAUGAAUGAAUGAAGUAAAUGUACCAUUGUAUAUUUUUGACUUAUUUUUCUAUUGUUAUAACAGUAUGACAUUUAGUUUCAUAUCUUUUCCAAAUCUCAUUUUACUUCAACAAACAGUCAAAAGGAAAUUCUGUCAAGUUAGUAAAAUCUCAAGCAAGAAAAGGGUUUGUAUUGAAUCAUAAUACUAAAUUACAAUAUCAUUGAAAUAAUUAACGACCGUACAAGACCAUCAUGGGAGGUCAAGGUCGUUGAAAAAAAGCCGGGAAGUAUUCAAAAAAGCAAUCAGAAAUGUCAAGUCCACCUUCUUAAUAUUAUACUAGUACACCAAACAAAUAUAUAGCAAUAGAUGAAUCAAUUAUGUGAAAUAAUGACCCGUUUUAACAAUUCUAUUUUAUCAUGACAACCAUUUACUAGCAUUACAUUUCAACUGUUUAAAUCAUAAGAGGUUUUUAAGUAUGGUCAAGGCUGAUAAUAAAUACUUUGUGAUUUAUGUAAUUUUUAUCAAUCAUUCCUGUAAUAUAUGAACGAAUUGUAUAUCAAUUAUAUGUAUAUUUUUCUACUUUUUAGUUGUUGGUCUUUCAAUUGUUAAAUUUCUGAACGAUUUUGAUGACAAACUUUGUACUUCUAGGUGCAAUAGUCUUUUCACAACACUCAUAUUUCAAGGAGGAAGGUGUACCAAUCGCCGUGAUUAGUCUGAAUUUAUAGCAUUACCAAAUCAUGUACGAUUUGCAUUAUGAUCAUUGAUAGGUAUGUGCAAGUUUUUAACUUUAAAACCUUCAAAUUGUAUAUAUAUAUAUGUCAAGAUUUUAGAAAACUGACAUGCUUAAAUAUUCUCAACAUUUAUUUGCGAGUGGAAUAUGAAGCUUAUGCAAGCUACUAGGAAAUAUUUUUACUUUUUUUUUAUAUAAACACAUACUAUGGUAAACUAUUGUGUAUAAUAAGGCUCGUCUCAACAUGUCCUUUCUUGUCACUGUAUUUUAAGCUAUUUUUGGUUCUUUCAAAAAUAUUAUCUCUAUGAGAUGACAACCAAUGCAGGUAUUAUAUAGAAAUCCAAACUACCUAUUUUUCAAAUAUGUCUUGCAUCUUAUUAAUUGUGUUUAAAAUAAUAUUCAACUUUAAGUUAUGUGAAACAAACAAUCAUUGUAAUUAAGAAACUUAUAUUCAUUAAAUAUCAAUGUUUCUGUCAAUAAAAUAUAUUUGAUA